Molecule: messenger RNA, 315 nt
Organism: Penicillium nucicola
Lineage: Eukaryota; Fungi; Ascomycota; Eurotiomycetes; Eurotiales; Aspergillaceae
Exons: 1
Coding region: 1-315 (104 amino acids)
Molecular function (GO): oxidoreductase activity
Source: RefSeq, a predicted model, not a curated record
AUGCCUUACACCGCCCUUGUCAUGUAUCCCAAUGAGUCGGACAUCCAGUUCGACGAGUCCUACUAUAUGAAGUCCCACAUGCCCCUCGUCGAGGCUACCUGGAAGAAAUACGGCCUUCUCAGCUGGAAGGUCACCAAGUUCCCAGCUGCUCUUGAUGGCUCACGCUCCGAAUACUUGAUCAUGGCUUCUCUGGAGUGGGAGAGUCAGGAGGCGUUGCAGCAAGCUCUCAAGGACGAGGGCAGUGCCACAGUCUUUGGUGAUAUCCCCAACUUCACCAACAAGAAGCCUAUUACUCUGGCUGGAUCCAACCUUUGA